Molecule: messenger RNA, 7438 nt
Organism: Argiope bruennichi
Lineage: Eukaryota; Metazoa; Arthropoda; Arachnida; Araneae; Araneidae
Product: mucin-5AC-like
Exons: 11
Coding region: 600-4094 (1164 amino acids)
Biological process (GO): negative regulation of transcription by RNA polymerase II
Cellular component (GO): PRC1 complex
Molecular function (GO): promoter-specific chromatin binding
Source: RefSeq, a predicted model, not a curated record
GUGGAUUAGUUCUUGUAGUGCUGUUCGUUGGUGGUGCGGUAUGUUUACGUCGCUGCGAAUUUCGACGCAGUGAGGAUUUUUCGUGCCCAGCGGAUAAAAAUGUUCGGUUGCUAUGGCGAGCUCUUGAGUGCCUAGCAGCAUUCGACGUCGCACUUAGCGUUGGAUUAUUAAUUUUUAAAAAUGGGAUUAAAUUACUUGGAUUCAGAUUUUACUCAGAGGUGAACUAAUUAAAGGAUUACUUAGUGCUGUGUGGAUUACUUGAAUUGCUUUAAUGAAAUCAUCUCUAUUGGAUACCUGGUUCUAAUUUAUAAAAUAAUUGAAAAGCCCGGAAAUUGUAAAAAUUGUGCACAAACAUAUUUUCACUGGAAUAGUUGUGGAUUACCGAUUGUGUGUUGUUUACGUAUUGGAGAGUGUUACAAUACAUAGUGUUUACUUGGAUUACAUCAUGUUUAUAAAAUCGGUUCUAAAGUGUGUGCUUUUAUGAUAAACGGAUCAGGAAUCAAAGCUCUUGCAUAUUUAAAGGAAGUAUUAUCGGAUACAUUUAUUUACAGGUUGUUGUUGCCACCCUUAGGUAAAAACUGUAAGAUUUGGGGCCCACCAUGCACCGAACCACCAGACUGAAAAUAACAGAUCUCAAUCAGCAUUUCAUCUGUGUAUUGUGCGAUGGAUAUCUCAUUGAUGCCACCACCAUUGUGGAAUGCCUGCAUUCCUUUUGCAGGACGUGCAUAGUUCGAUAUUUGGAAAACAGCAGGUUCUGUCCAGUCUGUGAUGUCCAAGUCCACAAAACAAAGCCUUUACAAAGUAUAAGGUCCGAUACAACUCUACAAGAUGUCGUGUACAAACUCAUACCUGGUUUAUAUCAAAACGAGAUGCAGAGGAGACGCGAAUUCUACUCCGAGCACCCGGAAGAAGCCGCCAAAUGUUCUUCAGAGGAGAGGGGCGAAGGGGCUGAGCAGAGGUGUUUCUACUCCCCCAAAGAGAACAUAAGCGUGAUGCUGGAGUACUUCCAGGGGACAGAGAACGGUGCCACUUCCGACACCGAUUCCAAUUCAGAUAACAAUAGUAAGGAACUUAUGACUCGAUAUCUGAACUGUCCGGCCGCUCUCACUGUGGCGAAUAUGAAAAAGUUUAUCCGCAUGAAAUACAGUCUUCCUCUAACGUACAGGAUUGAACUCAUGUACAGUGAGCACCUGCUCAUAGAUGAUUAUACUUUAAUGGACAUAGCAUAUAUUUAUUCUUGGAGAAGGGCUGGACCUAUGAAAUUUCUGUACACAUUCUCACAUCGGAAAUAUUUGCCAAAGAGAGUGUUGGAGCCUAUCCAGCAGGCAGACACCGAAAUUCCGCCGCAUAACGAUAUCGUCAGCGAUCCUGUUGUUAUACCAAAUGUAUCCGAGGACAGUGACAGUUCCAAUAAAGUGAAUACAGAAGACAGUGCAAUGGACGAGAGCGAUGAAAGCAACAAACCCGUUGCAGAGACUAACGCGACGGAAGACAGCACUGGCAGCAGCAGCAAUUCAGUUGCCGUUGCUAAUGCCGUUGACGAAAGCAACACUGACAGCAACGUGCCUGUUGCUGUCACAAGUACCGUCGAGGAAGCAGAUGGUAGCAAAAGUCACCAGCCAAUGAUACCAUCUGCAGAACCCGAAAAGAUGGAAGUGGAUGUACCUACAAGUGAAUCUUCAUGUGUUACAAUCCCUAAUAUUCCAACUUGGGCUCCCGCUAUGAAAGUAGAAGCUACAUACGCGCCACAAACUGCUAUCUUUCCACCGACGAAUGGGAUAAAACUGAAACUUGUUCCUCUCCCGGACAAUUCUCCAAAGGCCCGUUCUAAAAAAUCUGCUGGUAGAAAGGGCGGUAGGACACGGUACAAAAGCACUCCUGUACAAAGAUUUCCAAGGCUUGCUCCUUAUCCGCCGAAACCUCACCCUACCACCUCUGCUACUUGCCUAUCAACUCCGAAUAUGCCUCCGUUGCCUCAGAUAACAAUGGGCAAACUUGUUCCGUCUGUCAUAACCACUCUGCCUCCUAAUAUUGUGACUGCUUUAGUGUCCACAACUGCUAAUUCCAUGUGUGACGUUACGAAAAAUUCCACUAUGUUGCCUACUGCCACAUUCCUGAGCCAGCCGCCACUGUGUACACAUUCAAAUACAUUUGCUGCAGUUCCGAAUUUCAUUCCCUCAUCUUCCAGUUCUGUAAAUACAAUUUUACCAAAUGUAUCUGGAGCAGGUAUGACUGUUAAGCCGAUUUUGGCUCAAACAGUUGUCGGCAAUGCCGUCUCUUCUUCGGAAACAACCACUCUUCCCACAACGACAAUACAACUUAAUGCUGCGGACAAUAAGAAUACUGUUUCUCAACCGACUAGUGCGUUGUCGAGUGCGACUAUUGUUUCGAGUGCUAGCACACCAACGUGCACGUCUUCGUCAGAAAUAAAUACAUCCAAAGAGCAACCUGUUGUAAGUGCCCCUGUUACUGUAAUGCCGAGUAUGCCAAUUAUAUCUAUCGCUCCGUCUCAAUCGACACCCAUGGAAGUGUCUACUGUAGAUGUCACUGUAUCUAAAGAGAAAGAAUCGCCCUCCAUAUUAAAAACUGCUUUAUCUGAAGACCAACCGCGUGAUUCUAAAACACCUACUCCAAAGACUAUUCCCAAUGGAAUAGAUGGUAAGAUCGAAUGCAACGGCAUUAAAGAUUCCACUUCUUUGACACCAGUUAAAGAUUCGUUAUUUUGUGAUAACCUUACUCCUGAGAAAAAGGCAUCAAAAGCUUUUGAAAUGAGUGUAAAGAAUUCGAUAUCCGCCGAGUUCAGUGACAACGAUGAUCUCGGCUGUCAACCAGAUUUAGUGGUCGACGAACAGAAAAUGGAUAGUUCUGAUAAUGAGGACGAUACGGACACUGCUCUUCGCAAGAAGAUCACAGCCAUUGCUGAGAAGGACGACGAGGCAGAUGACACAGAGGCUGAUAGUGGGAGAGCCAGUGACAUCAGUAGCCAAGCUCGCUCGAGCUGUGAUGAUGAUAUUGGCUCUCCGAUGAAUACCAUGCCUGUUUCGGAAACCGUGACAAGUUCCACUUCUUCGCGUCUGCCUACCUUCACCCUCGCUGUUUCUUCGGCACCAGCCACUUCCACAGACAAUAGUCUUGCCAUCAACAGCCGCAGCGUGAAAUCCAACAAAAUCAAUAGUGUGAUAAAUAACCUUUACCUGAAAAACGAGAAAAAAGACACCCAUGGUGCUCUGGACUUAUCUACGUGUACAAAGAAACCUGGUGAAGCGGCGGCCGCCCGACCGAAACCAGUCGCCAAUCCCGUCUUGGACAUCAAACACAGGCAACAGACCUAUCUCCCAGCCCCUAAUACCAACAGCAAGCAGCACACUGCUUGUGUACCUUCUCCAAAGCAUCCCACAACUUCACCCAUUCUCAUGCAUGGACUCACGGCACACCGCCACAAUUUGCUGCCUUCCCAGAUCCCUGGAGUGAACAGAAAAUCUCCACAUCUUCCUGUUCCAACCUUCCACAGCAGUCCCAUGGUGUAUCCUAGUCAAACCAGAGGCAUGUCGUCACCGUCAUGUAUGCCUGGCAGAUCAACCCCUACUACACCGCCAUCUCUACUAUCACACCACAAUUCCCCCUCUCCUCACGCCAGCCACACUCUGAGCCCACCUGUUCCUACGGCUCAUCAAGGCAUGCCAGCAAUGCUGACUGGCAUCCUACCAUGUAUGAGCAAGUCUGUCAUAAACUCUUUCCCUUUGCGAAGUGCUACCCCAGCACCCAGUGCAAUGCCUCCUCGCAGCAACUCGACCUCGAGCAACCACCUUCCAGAGAGCAAAUCCUUUUUCUCCAAAGGACUCAACAGGUCGCUGUCUAACCCUUCAAAAUCGAUGGUGCCAACGACAAACUCUACGUCGCCGUAUUUGACGACGUCUUCUCACAAAUCAAACAAUUCUACCGUUUCUGGCUACAAAAAAUCGAACUCUUACAAGAGCUACAACGGUAAAUACGCUGUGAUUAACCCCGAUCCGAACGGAUAUCAAAAUAAGAUGCUUAUAAGGAACUUAGACGCGAGACCUAACAACAACAGUCAGCAGUCGCAUAAGCUCUAAGUUAAUUGUUACCAUGUUUUAGUAUUUGUUUUUAUUGUGUACGUACGUGGUAUGUGUCUGUAUUUUUAUUAUUUCAAAGUGUGGCGUCUUGUAAACCAACUAGAGGAAAAAAAAACAACCAAAUUUUAUAUUUUUAUAAUCGCGGGGAUUUCAUUCGAUCCGCGUUUUGUCAGUAUUAAUGGUGGUGCGAAAAAAAGAUGAUCGUUCCAGAUUGGCACGAUUUUGAAAAAAAAUAUGUAAAUAUUUUAUAUAUAAAAAAUAAAUUAUGAAAUGUAGCUAAUUGUUAAAACGAAAAUAUUUCGAAAAAAAUCAAACAUGUAAGUUUAAAAAAAAAACUUAAAUAAUUUUUACUUGAAAAUGACGAAGGUUUUGGAAAUUAUUAUUUAGUCUAGAUAUUUAUUCUUUUUUUUAAUGGCAACAGAAGCGAUUUAAAAUCAUAGCUGUAGUCAUAUUAACUUCUUUAACAUAUCAAAGCAACUUGGAAAGGAAAGCUAGUAAUUUCAUUUGAUUUAUUAUGACUAUACGCUUAUUUGGUAUUGUAUAAUUUAAAAUUUUCUCACUAUUUAUAAGUUGUUUAUUUUAUAGAAAUGAAUUUGAAAAUGAUGCAAAUUUUAUCGGAAACACUUUUUCUAAUUUCCUUUUAAGAUUUUAUUUUUCCUGAAUAAUUUUUCUUGUUUUCAAAACUAAUUUCUCAUUUUAAAUAAUUCCGACUAAAUCGGUUGAAAGAUUUGACACCCCUAUUUGGAGAUUCUGAAAAGUUUACAUUUAUAUUUUUUAAUUAAUAAUUUAUCAUGUAUAAAAACCAUUCUUCAAGAAACAUUUCAGCCAAAUUUUAUACCAUCGAUCCAGAACUGGAUUGUACUGUUCAGUAAAAAUAUUUAAAUGUUAGUACAAUACAUGCUACCUGUAAUAAUUGCUGGGCAAUUCAGGUAGGUUAAGUAAAAUUAUUGUGCACUUGCUUGUGAAGCAUCGUUCCUUUUAUAAAUUCCUUCAACAAGAGGUGGAAAUUUCGUAGCAACAACCAUACAGUUACCUCCCAGCGCUAGCUUGAAAACUUUCUAACACUUCAUCAGUAUUGGAUUCAUCCACGUAGAACAGUCUAAUACCAUACCCUUGAUUGUUUACCUUGUACUGUAAUUUAUAUAAUAUAAUCUAUUUAGUUUUUCUGUCGUAGAAUGACCCUAAGCCAAUAUCAACCAGAAGUUAAAUACCAUUCUUAAGUUGAUAGACCAAAUUAGCUGUUAAUGGUUUGUCUAUUUAAAAUUCUCUGGCAGUCACGAAUUGGUUCCAUAUAGUUUGGUAUUAAAUCAUCAUUUUUAAUCAGGGUAUAAUAGCCCCAGAAAAAAAUAAUCUUGAUUGUUCUAGAAAUUCUUAAAGCGACUGACAGAAUCAUCAAUAAAUUCCAUAUUGCUUUAGAUAUUCUACUCCGGUAGAAACAAGAUAUAUUCCGAACUGAUCGAAGACUGCAGGCAAAUAUUUGUGCUGCUUGGGGUAGUAGGGUUGGCGUACUACUACGAAAUUCCCAUCUCUUGGCAUAUUCACCCUUUUUGUUGUUUGUUAUGUACAUGCAUGUGUUAAAUUUCUUUGAAUAUUUUAUGAAAAUGUUUUUUUCUUUUCUUGUCUGCUAUGUUUUCAUUGUACAUUUUUUCAUGGGACUUUUUCCAUCAAAAUAUCUAUAUCAAAAGUCGAACUGUACAUAAGAAUUCUAGCGUCCUCGCAUUUUAUUUGAGCAAGAGUUCACAAACUUUCGCCAUCAAAGAAAAAAAACGUCUUUUUAGACAGACCCAUCCUAUAAGUGCAAUAUUUCUGUUGUACUCUAGUGGAUAUGUUUUGUUAUGAAUCCAAUAGCAGCAAAAUACACGGAAGACUCUUGGUGUGAAUUGAUGAAUCUGCUCGCCGGAGGGAUAAAUACGUAUGUAAAGUGCUAUAUUUGAUCUGAAAUUUUGUGUUUUUAUUCUUUUCGUAUGUAUGUGUAUAUAUAUAUAGAGAGAGAAAGUAUAAGUUGUAUACUUGUGAAAGUGAUUUAUUUCUUAUUCUUUCUAAAACGGGAGGGUGGAAAAAAAACCCCUCUGUGUGCAUCCAAAAGAAGAUUAUACAACCUGCACUUGUCCCGCGUAGAACACUAUUUUGUAAUGUCUUGUACAUAGGUCUACAUUGGGUGAAUUGUAUGGUGAAACAAUAGAUUCACGCGAUCAUUAAUUAUAAAGAUAUAUUUUAAUUAGAGUGUACAGAAGUGAAAUUACUCAAGGUUGUUUUGUUGCAAUUACAGUUGUACAACAAUGAGAAAAUGAAAGCAGCAAUGCAAGUGUCGUAUAUUUUAUUACCUACGUACCCUACACCCGUGUAAAUAGGAUAGUAUUUUAUGAAAAAAAAUCAAAAGAUUAUCAGUAAUUAUUUGAAUUGAUUAUCUCUGAUAUUUUAAUCAAUGACUCAUUAAUGAGUCCAGUGGACUAGAUGGUGCAUAAUGUUUGUAUUCUGAAUUAACGUUCGAUACAAUAACGAAUCACAUUCAUUGUUAACUUCAGAAUGCGCGAGUCUGACUCAGUAAAAUAUGUUUAAUGGUUAAUAGAUUUCGCAUUUCACGGUUGUUCAUUUUUUUCCCCCCGAGAAAAAAUAUUAAUAUCGGAAAAUUUGAUAACUGAAAUAUCUUUAGAGGCUAUUAUUAUUGUUAAACAACAUAAAAGCAACUAAGCAAGGUAGAUAUUACCUUAUUUCGUGCUGGUCUACUUCAGAUAGAUAACUACGUUCGGAAUGAUUUUUUAAAUCUAUUUUAUGCAAAAAAAAUCAAAAAUAUAACAUUAAAUUUAGUUAUUAUAUUUGAUUAACUUACGUUUUAAUUUUCCAGAGAAUGAACGAAGAAAUUAAAAAUUGAUGUUUUUUUUAUUGUAAUAUGUGACUUGAACGAUUUACGUCAAUAAAUAUUUAAGACCUACCUGAUUUGAGAUUUUAAUUUUCAAUACCAAAAAGCCUUAGUGAAAUAUGGUUUCUUAAUUUAAAAUUGGCUGAAAGUAUUUAAACAAAUGUACUUACUUGAACGUAAAUGUUUCUCAAGAAAAAGGUUAAAGUACUUACCAAUUAGCAUAAACUGCGCGUAAUGCGUUUGAUUUACGCAAGAGUUAUUGAUUGAGACACUUGCAAUGCUGCUUUUUUUAUCUUUUUCCUUCGCUGCUGCAAUUGUGCUGUCGACUACUGAAGAAAAACUGUGCCUCAUUUCUUUUUUCCUCUAGUUUUUAUUAAAAGGUGUAUCGAAGGAUUUUGUAGAUACUAGUUGAAUUUUGGCAACGAGGGGAGACGAGCUUGGAUGUCCCCUCCUUGCCGUUGUACACUGAAAAUGUAAAGUAUUU